Messenger RNA from Penicillium malachiteum, 1503 nucleotides. RefSeq lists its product as uncharacterized. The record is from RefSeq and is a predicted model, not a curated record. NCBI's taxonomy places the organism in Eukaryota, Fungi, Ascomycota, Eurotiomycetes, Eurotiales, Aspergillaceae. Gene Ontology annotation, cellular component: intracellular membrane-bounded organelle; membrane; cytoplasm. The transcript has 3 exons. Bases 1 to 1503 code for a protein of 500 amino acids. Gene Ontology annotation, biological process: sphingosine biosynthetic process.
AUGACGUCUCUUAAUAAAACGACGUCUCCUGACUCGGCGCCGCAGUCAGAAACACUGCAGCAUGACUUGACCUUGCGCGUCGCGAAAUCCGUCUCUUUAACCCUUGGAGCUGACUCUCUCGUGGUCGCCGACGACCGUUCUCCCAAAUCGGGCCGGGGCUGUUGCGGGCUACUUUCAAAACCAAAGACAAAGCAUGUUGUCUCCCUCUAUAAUAUCGUGGACGCCCAAGUGACAAGCUCUGAGCUUACCAUCACCUACGCGGUCCCGGGCAAAACAAACGGCGUUACCAUAACCCCUCUCACAUAUCCUCUUACCGAUGAAGAAACGGUGGAAGCAUCCAAAUGGGUUGGCAAACUUCUCGAUCUUGCAUACAAGAAUUCACAGCAGAGAAAGCGACUCAAGGUUUUGAUCAACCCAUGCGGCGGAAAAUCAAACGCUGUCUCUUUAUAUGAAACUUACGCUGCGCCAGUCUUUGCUGCUGCACGAUGUGAGGUGGAUGUACAAACUACCGAGUACCAGGGACACGCGGUGGAAAUUAUGGAGAAGCUCGAUGCCAACGCCUACGACGCGGUUGUCUGCUGCUCGGGCGAUGGUCUUGUCAACGAGGUCUUCCAAGGAUUUUCCAAGCGACCUGAUGCACGAGCUGCAUUGGCGAAGCUGGCAGUCUCGCUUCUUCCAGGUGGAUCUGCCAAUGCAUUGACUUUGAACUGCUUUGCUGAUAAUCGCAACGUCUCCUUUGCGGCAUUGGCUACUGUGAAGGGUAUUCGUACUCCUUUGGACCUCGUCUCUGUGUCCCAGGCGGAUGGAACGCGGUUCCUUUCAUUCCUUUUCCAAGCUACUGGCAUCAUUGCGGAAGCGGACCUUCAUACAGAUCAUUUGCGAUGGAUGGGCGAGCUUCGAUUCUUGUAUGGUUUCUUCAAGAGCCUGAUGGCGCAUGAGGGCUGCCCUUGCGAUCUUGCAGUGAAGGCCGUAACUGCUGAUAAGCAGGAAAUGAAGGAUCGCUACGCUAAGCUUGCAGCUCAAGAGUAUGAUCCUGAAGCUGAUCGAAUCCGUGUCGAAGCCGCCGAGAAGGACCCAGCUCUACCUGAAUUGAAGUACGGUGGAAUGUCUGGCGAUGUCCCUGACGACUGGACGGUUCUUCCGGGUGAGACUAUGGGAGUUUUCAUGGCUGGAAAUGUUCCUACUAUUGGCAGUGACAAGAACUUCUUCCCUGCAACAUGGCCAAAUGAUGGACUUAUGGAUGUCCUCACUAUUGAUAAUAGUGUUGGCCGCUGGAGGUCACUCGAUUUGAUGGACGAGAUCCCCAAGGCGAAGUUCUUCGACAGGAAAGAGGUGAAUUAUCACAAGGCUCUUGCGUACCGUCUUGUGCCUCGCCAUGAGAAUGGCGCUAUUAGCGUUGAUGGUGAGGGGCUUCCAUUCCAAGCGUUCCAGUGUGAGAUUCAUCAGGGUUUGGCCACGGUUUUGACCAAGUCGGGCACUCACCUUGAAUCCUUUGGACCUUGA